This is a messenger RNA of Hippocampus comes (tiger tail seahorse), 3345 nucleotides long. It is a transcript of the gene golga1, whose product is annotated as golgin A1. Bases 351 to 2903 code for a protein of 850 amino acids. NCBI's taxonomy places the organism in Eukaryota, Metazoa, Chordata, Actinopteri, Syngnathiformes, Syngnathidae. The transcript has 24 exons. Gene Ontology annotation, cellular component: Golgi apparatus. The record is from RefSeq and is a predicted model, not a curated record.
UGAACAGGAAGUUCAGUCGUGAUGUCAUCGGUCAUCUGUGUUGGGCGAUUACGUGUAGCUCACCGACCCGGGUUGGCUAGCUUGACAGACGAAAAAGCCACCUGGCGAGUAUCUCAGUGACACUUUCCUUGGAGCAGACAAGGCGAACCCAGCAACCACGAGAAAACCUCACCAACUAAAUUUGGAGUUGUUAUGAUGUGGCGGAAUGGUAAUAUUAAGGUGUUCUUCAUUUGAGGGGUACUGCAGAAGGACAUGUGACUAUUCAGCAAAGGGGCAAUAAAUUCCCUGGACUGUGUGAUGUUCCAUACUCGUUAGGAGCUUCUGUUAAGGAAGUCGCUGCUCAUACAGACAUGUUUGCCAAGCUGAAGAAAAAGAUUGCAGAAGAGGCAGCCACGGCCCCACGGAGCGGUGUUCGAUUACCCCGUACUAUCAGCAAGGAAUCAAUCACCUCGAUGGGGGCAGACUCAGGGGAUGACUUUGCAUCUGACGGGAGCAGCUCCAGGGACGACCUGCCUGCCCUACUGCUCAGGAGGAAUGAUCAGAUGCGCAAACUAGAGGCAAAGCUAUCAGACUACGCUGAGCAGCUGCGAAUAAUGCAGAAGACCAAGGAGAAGCUUGAAAUUGCAUUAGAAAACCAUCAGGAUUGUACGUACCUCUCCUCUCGCUCCCCUCCUCCUGCCACUUCCAUAAAAAAGCUUCAAGAGCAGAAUGAGUUUCACCAGGCUAACAGAGCCAAAAUGGCAGAGGGAAUGACUCUGGCACUGGACAAGAAGGACCAGGAAUGGAUGAAGAAGUUGACUGUUGUGGAAAAUGAGAAGACCGCCUUAUCAGCAAGACUUGAUGAAAUGAUGGAGCAAAGUUUGACACUCUUCCAGAAGAGGGAUGAUAUGGAUGAACUGGAUGGCUUCCAGCAACAGGAACUUGCUAAAGUCAAACACAUGUUGCUGAGAAAGGAAGAACAACUUGGCCAGCGUGAGCGGGACCUCCAGCAGCAGGAGGCUAAACUUCAUUCAGCGAAGCAAAGGCUUUCCGAAACUCAGGGGAAACUUCAGGCUGUCCAAAAGCAACAUGAGGAGAGCGCCAGGAUCACAGCUGAACUGGAAAUAGAACGAGAGCAACUGCUGCUGCUGAGAGAAGAGGCAGAUAAGAAAAUUGGUGAUUUGGACGGACAAAACCAAAAGCUGCAGUUGAUAAUCCAACAGGUCUCAGCAGACUUGCAGAAGUCACAGAGUAUGGUGUCCUUUUCAGAGCGCUCCCUCCAGGAUCUUCAGACUGAACAUAAUGCUCUGAAGUUGAAACAACAAAAGGCUGCUGUUACAGAGGAGGACAAGGAGCGCAUGUUGGGGGACCUUCAGAAGAAAGUGAACUCCUUAGAGAGGCAAUUGCAAGGAAAUCUAAGCCAGGACGACCAUCUACUUGAGCUUCUCCAGGAGAGGUCCAAUCUUGAACAAAGACUGGAAGAAACCAGAACAGAACUACUGGAGUUUCGGACCAAGCAUGCUGAUACAGUUAACUCCUUGGAGGCACAGGUAUCCAAAAUGACGUCCUGUAUUACAGAGCUGCAGACACUUCUCCGACAUAAAGAUGAAUCCUCAAGGUCCUAUCGAGAGAGAACAGACACACAAAUAGCAACCUUGGAGCAGCAAAUCCAGGGAUAUUGCGAUCAACUUAGGAGUACACAGCAGCAGAUUGACGUGAAAGAGCAGCAGACAGAAAAAAUGCAAGGAGAGUGGAGUGCAGAGAAGGCCUUUUUGGAUCAGCAGUUGUCUUUGUUGCAGCAGCAGAGUCUAGAGAAGAAAUGCAGACUAGAGGAGACUAUCACUGCUUUACAAACAGAUAAACGUACAAUGCAAGACAUGAUGGCUGACCUAGAGAGGCAACGAGAUCAGGCAAAUGUCACACUGAAGCAGCAGAUGGAAGAGUUGGAACUAUACAAGGUGGAAUUGGACGGCAGGCAGAAGGUUAGCACAGAAAUUGCCAAAGCUCUUGAAGAAAGUAGGCGACAGAGAGAGGAACUACAAACACAGGUUGAAGUGUCGACCACGUUGCUUGAGAGAUCGCAACAGGAAUUGUCAACUGCCAGUGAGAAGCUAACGUUGAGAGAAAAAGACAUCCAAAGGCUAUGCGAAGAAGUGCAGAGUCGGCAGGCAUCACUGGUCCAGCUGCGGGAUGAAUUUGAGCACCUGCGGGUACAGCGGGAGCAGAUUGAGCAAGACAAAGACUCCCAGCUAGCUCACCUGAGAGAAGAGCUUCUCAGCCAGACCCAACAGCAAGACACUUGUCAAGCUCGGAUCGCAUAUUUAGAAGUGGAGGUGGAGACCCUGACAGAGCAGCUUCACAGUCCUGCAGUGUGCGAUGGGAACCACAAUGGCAGCGUAACAGUGGAUGAUCUAGAUCACAUUCAGAAGGUGAACAAAGAGCUCGAGCAGCAGCUCAGUGACAAGAACAAGACUAUCAAACAACUGCAGCAGCGAAUGGCAGAACUAAAAAGAACGUUGCAAAAAGAACUGAAGCUGAAACCUGAGCCAGAAGAGGAAGCUAAGGAAAAGAUACCAGAAAGUGUAGUCAUCAAACAAGAAAUGGUUUGUGCAGAACUGCCACAAGCGUCUAGUCCAAGCCUUUCCACUGCAAACACCACAGUGACCAACACCUCAGACCUUAACGACUCAAGAGAAAUCAACUUUGAAUACUUGAAGCAUGUUGUUCUCAAAUUCAUGUCAUCCAGAGAGGCUGAGGCAUUUCAGCUAAUACGAGCUGUGUCUGUGUUGCUGAACUUCACUCGUGAGGAAGAGGACAUGUUAAAGCAAACCCUGGAAUAUAAAAUGUCCUGGUUUGGCUCCAAGCCCUCUCCAAAGGGAAUUAUCCGGCCUUCAGUCUCAGGCUCUUCAACCCCCUGGAGCUGAUGGACUACAAUACUAGGAAGGUACUCAGCGAGUACUCAGCAGGACCACCAUCAUGAGGAAAUCGGUCCCCCUUGUCGCUCCAAACAUUUAGUUGGAAGCUCGCUCCAUAUAUUUGAAGCAAUGUCCUGCUGAGAUGCAUUUCCCUGGUUCUGUGGGACAAAUGACUGUUGUUGUGAUUGUUUUUAAUGUUUUGAGGAAAAAGGGCUGCAUGUUUUGUUUUUUGUUUUUUUGUAAUCAGCUGUUGAUUUUUAAAAUGACACUACAAAGGUCGAGGUCGAAGCCAGUGUCACCGUAAGACACAUUUACACUGGAAGUGAAGUUGUCCUAUUUGUUUUCACUCACACCGGUUGGAUCUACAAGCCGUGAAGGGAACUGCCGCAGUUUUUCCCUGAAAUGCAGCUGAUGAAAUCUCAUUUUUCCUGAUUGAUCUUUUUAGCUCUUU